AUGCCUGUCUCCGUCCCCGCCGCAGACUCCCUCCACGACCUCUUCAGCCUCAAAGGCAAGACGAUCAUCAUCACCGGCGCCUCCGGCCCUCGCGGCAUGGGCAUCGAAGCAGCACGCGGCUGCGCCGAGAUGGGCGCCAACAUCGCGCUCACCUAUUCUUCUAGGCCCGAGGGCGGCGAAAUAAAUGCCCGCGACCUGGCUAAACAGUACGGCGUCAAGGCUAAAGCUUACAAAUGCAACGUUGCGAAAUGGGAGGAGGUUGAGAAAUUGGUGGCGGACGUGAUCAAGGAGUUUGGCCAGAUCGAUGGGUUCGUGGCCAAUGCCGGCCGAACAGCUGACAAGGGCAUUUUGGAAGGUUCCGUGAAGGAUUGGGAGGAAGUCAUUCAGACCGAUCUCACGGGUACCUUCCACUGUGCCAAAGCCGUGGGCCCCCAUUUCAAGGAGAGAGGCAAAGGAAGUUUUGUCAUUACCGCCAGCAUGUCCGGCCACAUUGCAAAUUUCCCUCAGGAACAGACUUCGUACAACGUCGCGAAAGCAGGAUGUAUCCACUUUGCGCGGUCGUUGGCUAACGAAUGGCGCGAUUUUGCGCGCGUCAACUCCAUUUCACCGGGUUAUAUUGAUACGGGUCUGUCGGACUUUGUGCCGCAAAAAAUUCAGGAUUUGUGGAAUUCGAUGAUCCCUCUGGGACGCAACGGACAUGCAAAGGAGCUCAAGGGGGCGUACGUGUACCUGCUCAGCGAUGCGAGUACGUAUACCACGGGUGCGGAUAUUGUGAUUGAUGGAGGGUAUACUGUGCGAUAA
Messenger RNA from Talaromyces marneffei, 801 nucleotides. RefSeq lists its product as uncharacterized. NCBI's taxonomy places the organism in Eukaryota, Fungi, Ascomycota, Eurotiomycetes, Eurotiales, Trichocomaceae. Gene Ontology annotation, molecular function: oxidoreductase activity, acting on NAD(P)H, oxygen as acceptor. The coding region runs from base 1 to 801 and encodes 266 amino acids. Gene Ontology annotation, cellular component: intracellular anatomical structure. The record is from RefSeq and is a predicted model, not a curated record. The transcript has a single exon.